Molecule: messenger RNA, 1024 nt
Organism: Asterias rubens (European starfish)
Lineage: Eukaryota; Metazoa; Echinodermata; Asteroidea; Forcipulatida; Asteriidae
Product: transmembrane protein 216-like
Exons: 6
Coding region: 7-456 (149 amino acids)
Biological process (GO): non-motile cilium assembly
Cellular component (GO): ciliary transition zone
Source: RefSeq, a predicted model, not a curated record
UCCAACAUGGCGGGCGAUUCGGUGUCAACGAGAGGAAAGACGGUAGUUUUGUCUUCCCUCCCGCUGCAAAUCUUGCUUUAUCUCAAUGGUUGGUACUUUGCCUUAUUUUGGAUCGUUGAACUUCUUCUCUUCGGUUACAAAGUCCUUAUUCUGCCCUACCCUGGAGCCAAUUUUAUAGCAGAAAUCAUAAUCCUCAUACUUAUGCUGGGGAUUGAGUAUGUUCGCAUAUUUCUUGCCAAGAAGGGUAACCUGACGGAGAAGAUUGUUCAUCUGGGGGUGUCCCUCGCUAUCAGUUUAGCGACGCUCUUCUUCAGUCUCUACCUCUUGUUAUGGCAGACAUACAUCUUAAGAAUAGAGAUCAUCGUUGUUGCUGUUGUCUUGGUCUUUCUCUUUCUUGAAGCUGUGUUUGGCCUCAUUGCUAUCAUCACAUUCGCAAGGGCAGAGUCGUUUCGAUGAUCACUUGAUGUUUGUCAAGCUAACCUGCUCUCAAGAUGGGAAUGCUUCAAGUAUUGGUAAUCACCUCCAGCCGGCACAAGUCCAUACAAACUCAACGGUAGAUUUUGCUAUUUUAUGUACUCGACCAGUACUGCAAAGCUAACAUCAGUUUCUUCAAGAGUUCACAGGUUUGGGUAUUGAGUUACCAUUAUUGCAUUCAGGGCUCCAGUUUUGCACUGGACCACUGGCCUGAGGCCAGUGAUUUGAGUGUCAGGCCAGUAAACUCAAGACAGGACAGUGGUCUUUUUUUUUCCAAUUCAACAUCUUUGUCUCAAAAGAAUGAUGUUCAUAUUUUGAGUAGUUUGAGUCUCACAAAUAUCUUGCAAUUCUGCUGAGUAUCGCCCAUUAACAGAAAAGAAAAAUUUUCUCUUAGUGUGUCUAAUGAAACAGUUGAAAUGAAAAAGUAGUACAACUGUAUUCGCAUUUUGAUUCUAGUCUAUUUUCAUUUUCGAUGCUGGUCUUGUAAAUAAAAUCCCAGUCAAGUAAAAACUCUGGGCUGUAAACCGGACUAACGGAUUUCCCCCCCCCC